AUGGUGACCCUCGAGAGCAAGCCCAACCUCGAGAACAAGUCCAACCUCGAGAGCGAGCCCGACCUUGAGAACAAGCCCGACCCAGCGGCUCAGGCCGCGCUCGACCUGGCUACGACGGGACGACGACUGACCGUCAACCCCGCCGACCCGCUCUACGCGCAAGAGCUGAUCAAGGGCAUGAACUUGAUCCUCGAGAAGUUAGAUCAAAUGUGCGUCCGCAUGCUUCUCAUGAGCGCGUACGACGCGCCGCGUCGCGCCAAUGGCCGUGCCGUGCACGACGACGACAAGCUCGUCAGCCUGCCGACCAUGCCAGGCGUCAUUGACCCCGCGGCCGCUGCCCUCCCAGCGCUCGGAGGGCCGCCGGAGAUGUUUCCUGGCACUCUCGGCGCCCUGCGUCAGCUUAGCAGUGAGUCUCGCAGCGGCGCCGUUUGUCUAGUCGUCGUCGUCCUGACGCCAUUACUAGGUGACGAGCUCGACGUCCUCCUGGCGGCGUACGCGCUCCCUCUUGAUGGUGAUACCGUCGCCAAGCGCGCCCGCUUUGCGACGUACAUUGGCUACUUCAUGUAG
Molecule: messenger RNA, 567 nt
Organism: Vanrija pseudolonga
Lineage: Eukaryota; Fungi; Basidiomycota; Tremellomycetes; Trichosporonales; Trichosporonaceae
Exons: 2
Coding region: 1-567 (188 amino acids)
Source: RefSeq, a predicted model, not a curated record